Molecule: messenger RNA, 1533 nt
Organism: Mycena citricolor
Lineage: Eukaryota; Fungi; Basidiomycota; Agaricomycetes; Agaricales; Mycenaceae
Source: the annotation of a GenBank genome assembly
UCGCCAUCCUCAUGGCUUCGACAACCGUGCUUGUCGACCCAGCUACUGUCCUCGGAAAACGUAGAAGGCCUCAAUAUCUUCUAAAACUCACGUCUAGUCCUGAACCGCCGGCCCUUGCGGACGAACGACGCGCCUCAAGCUCGAAAACAGCUCCGCCAAUCAUCGUCAACGGGAGCCUCGUUCUUGCGUCAAGCAAACGACGUUAUCAAUGCACGCAUGAUGGCUGCAAUAAGGUCUAUACCAAACCGUCGCGUUUAGAAGAGCAUGAGAGAUCGCAUUCGGGAAAUGUUGAUAGUCCUCACGUCCUUGUCUGGCCCACCCAUUGACCCUACCUCCAGCGUCCUUUCGUUUGCGAAACAUGCGACAAGUCCUAUCUACGGGAAACGCACCUCCAAGCCCACUCUCGCAGUCAUCUACCGCACUCGGAGCGCCCAUACGUUUGCACUGAGAGCAAUUGCGCAAAACGAUUCUGGACUUCUCAGCACCUUCGGACGCAUGUCGAUUGGCAUAAUGGAGCGAAACCAUUUGAGGCGAGGGCCCCAAUUCCGUGUGUGCGUUGUUGCUAAGCAAGGCGAACAGUGUUCAGAGGACGAUUGUCACCAAAGUUUUGCAAAACAUCAUCAGCUCCUCUCACAUAAGUGCAGCGAACAUGCGCCACCCGGUUCGAAGCCCUACCGCUGUAACCACGAGGGAUGUAUCCAAUCCUUCUCAACAAAUCAACAUCUACGAACCCACGCAAAGGUUCAUAAUGGCUCAGUCAAACGAUAUACUUGCGCGCAUCCCUCAUGUAUAUCCUCGAAUGACGAGUCAAUAAUCUACUUCCAGACUUGGACUGCAUUGCAGCAUCACAACCGGACUGUUCAUCCUCCGACUUGUCCGUAUCCAUCUUGCGAAGGGAAGACUUUUACGGCUCAAAAGGGUCUUCGGGCGCAUUUUAAGCUUCACGAGCAACAAAUGAUAGAGGCGGAAUUGACUGGCGCACUUUCCGACGACGACGAACGUCCGCCAAAAAAGAAACGUCGAGGAGGGGAGGUUGGACGGGACUGGGUUUGUGGGCGAGACGGGUGCUCUAAGGACUUCAAAUCGAAAAAAGCCAUGACCACACAUGUGAACAUCACACAUCUGGGCCGACGGGAUUUUGAAUGCUCCCAUGAAGGUUGUGAUCAGAAAUUUGGAUACAAGCACCUCUUGCAGCGGCAUCUCGCCAAGCACACAGCUCCGACAUCUUCAAGUGACGAUUCAGACGACACUUCUCCCAAGGCCCCUGAUUUGACCAUCGACAUCGUCACUGGCCAGGCCUAUGCACAUUCUGCUGAGAAGAAACUCGAAUCGUUCCAAGCAAUCCAAUGCCCCUUCCCAAAAUUGGACGGCCUAGGCCUUGUUCGGGUGUCCAGUAGCAAAUUGACAUGCGCCUACGUCUUCAAUCGUGCAUACGAUUUCCGGAGACAUCUGCAGUCUGCCCACGAUAUCACCGUCGAAAAAGAUGUUGCCACCUCCUGGGUUCAACGACACCGGGUUUCUCUCUUAGCAUAG